Messenger RNA from Lepus europaeus (European hare), 867 nucleotides. It is a transcript of the gene WT1, whose product is annotated as WT1 transcription factor. Gene Ontology annotation, biological process: regulation of transcription by RNA polymerase II. The transcript is spliced from 9 exons. Gene Ontology annotation, cellular component: nucleus. The coding region runs from base 1 to 867 and encodes 288 amino acids. Gene Ontology annotation, molecular function: RNA polymerase II cis-regulatory region sequence-specific DNA binding; DNA-binding transcription factor activity, RNA polymerase II-specific. NCBI's taxonomy places the organism in Eukaryota, Metazoa, Chordata, Mammalia, Lagomorpha, Leporidae. The record is from RefSeq and is a predicted model, not a curated record.
AUGGAGAAGGGAUACAGCACGGUCACCUUCGACGGGACGCCCAGCUACGGCCACACGCCCUCGCACCACGCGGCGCAGUUUCCUAAUCACUCCUUCAAGCACGAGGACCCCAUGGGCCAGCAGGGCUCGCUGGGCGAGCAGCAGUACUCCGUGCCGCCUCCGGUCUACGGCUGCCACACGCCCACCGACAGCUGCACGGGCAGCCAGGCCCUGCUGCUAAGGACGCCCUACAGCAGCGACAAUUUAUACCAAAUGACCUCCCAGCUUGAAUGCAUGACCUGGAAUCAGAUGAACUUAGGAGCCACCUUAAAAGGCCAUGGCACAGGGUACGAGAGUGACAACCACGCCACCCCCAUCCUCUGCGGUGCCCAAUACAGAAUACACACUCACGGCGUCUUCAGAGGCAUCCAGGAUGUGCGGCGUGUGCCUGGAGUGGCUCCAACUCUCGUCCGGUCGACGUCUGAGACCAGUGAGAAACGCCCCUUCAUGUGUGCUUACCCGGGCUGCAAUAAGAGAUAUUUUAAGCUUUCUCACUUACAGAUGCACAGCCGGAAGCACACUGGUGAGAAGCCAUACCAGUGUGACUUCAAGGACUGUGAGCGAAGGUUUUCUCGUUCAGACCAGCUCAAAAGACACCAAAGGAGACACACAGGUGUGAAACCAUUCCAGUGUAAAACUUGUCAGCGAAAGUUCUCCCGCUCUGACCACCUGAAGACCCACACCAGGACUCAUACAGGUAAAACAAGUGAAAAGCCCUUCAGCUGCCGGUGGCCCAGUUGCCAGAAAAAGUUUGCCCGCUCCGAUGAGUUAGUGCGCCAUCACAACAUGCACCAGAGGAACAUGACCAAGCUGCAGCUGGCGCUCUGA